Molecule: messenger RNA, 1488 nt
Organism: Hirundo rustica (Barn swallow)
Lineage: Eukaryota; Metazoa; Chordata; Aves; Passeriformes; Hirundinidae
Product: zinc finger protein with KRAB and SCAN domains 3-like
Exons: 3
Coding region: 219-806 (195 amino acids)
Biological process (GO): regulation of transcription by RNA polymerase II
Molecular function (GO): DNA-binding transcription factor activity, RNA polymerase II-specific; RNA polymerase II cis-regulatory region sequence-specific DNA binding
Source: RefSeq, a predicted model, not a curated record
UCCCAGAGGAAGACCAGACCCAUUUACACAACCACUGGACCUCCAGAGGAAAACUACGCCCUUCUACAAGAUCAUUGCUUCAACAAAAACAUAUCUGUCACUCCAGGAGGACUGCAGCGACAAUUUGAUUGCACUGCUAGCAACACCCUGACUACCUGGGUGUCAGGUCGUAUUCUGACUCUGUCAGACAAGACUACCCUUUCUCAAAGCUUGGCUGGAUGGAGGAGGAGGCUGCAAGGAAGAGGAAGAUGCCCCAGGGCAGCCAGGCAGACAAGGAGCUGAGGAUGGAGACCAGGAAGAAUAAAUCCAUGAGGCAGAACCUUGUGGAAGAGGUCAUUUUGAGCGGCUCCACAGUGCAGGAAUCCAUAGGGGAGGGAAAGCUCCGAAGAUGGCACACAAGGCAAAGCUCUAAACCCAUCCCAGGGUGCACUGAGGAGGAAAGACCCACCCUGUACCAGGAAGGUGGACAGAGCUUCAUCCAGGGCUCAGACCUGGUGGUCCAUGAGCAGCUUCAUCAUGGGGAGAAGCCCCACAAGUGCUUGGAAGGUGAGAAGAGCUUCAGCUGUGGCUCCCUCCUGAUCAGACACCAGUGGACCUACACUGGGGAGAGGCCCCACAAGUGUCCCAAAUGUGGGAAGAGGUUUCGGACCAGCUCAGAUCUCCUCAAGCACCAGCGGAUUCACACAGAGGAGAGGCCGUUCUGCUGCCCUGACUGCAGGAAGGGCUUCGAGCACAACUCCAACCUUAUCAGGCACCUGCGCAUCCACACUGGGGAGAGCCCUACGAGUGUGGGGAAUGUGGGAUGAGCUUCAGCAGAAGCUCCAGCCUGAUCUGCCACCAGAGGAGCCACACCAAAGAACGGCCCUACAAGUGUGAGCAGUGUGGGAAGAGCUUCACCCACAGCUCCAGCCUGAUCUGCCACCAGAACCUCCACGCUGAGGAAAGGCCAUACAAGUGUGGGAAAUGUAGGAAGGGCUUCAGGAGGUCCCAGCUGAACAUCCAUCAAAUGAUCCACACUGGGGAGAGGCCCUACGAGUGUCCCCAGUGAGGGAAGAGCUUCUCUGACACCUCUCACUUGAUCCAACACGAAGGGAGGCUCCAGUAAGGGAAGCCCUGCGAGUGCCCCAAAUGUGGGAAGAGCUUCGUGCAUUGCUCCAACUCCAUCCCCAUCAGAGAACCCAUGUUGGUCACCCCCCUGGUGACCCACAUUUCUGGUGAUCCAGUUUGGGAAGACAUCUGGCUGAUGGCCUCCACGUCCUCCUGGAUUGUCACAGGCACCCAGAUGAAUGUAGGGGCAAGAUCAUCCAUCAUGACUCUAAAUGACAUUGGAAAUUAAUUGUGAAGAGCUGAUUUGUUGACUUCACAGCCCAAAAAUCUGAUCUGCUCUGCCCAGUUGUUUCUUUUGGUAGCACCAAGCAAUGCUGGAUAAUCUUGGAGAUCUUUCCCUACCUGAAUAAUUUCCAUGUUUAUCCCAUCAAAACACCCAAA